AACGUAUGUGACUAUUCACUAGAGUCUGUAUAAAUCUUACCGUUUUUAACCCACAGUAACAUGCUAAGCACUUUUGUAACGUGGUAAAGGAAAAUAAACUUGGCAGAAAAUGGCGCCGAUUAAGCAAAGUGUGUUAUCUGGUCAUUAACUUCUCAGACGUUUACUUAUUAGCUAAACUAAUAAAAGUAAAGAAACAAUGUGGGCACUGAAACACUUAGCUCUGCUCGCUAGUUAGCCGGUAAACCGAAGACGGAAAUGAUGCCGGGAUUUCUCUCUUGCUCUGACGGCGCUGUUGACCAUUUUUAAAUAUGAUGCUCGCUGAGCUGUUGCAGCCUCUUUGCUAACCAAAGCUGAAAGCAACGGAGCCACUUUUUAAAAAUUAUUUUUGCGACAUAUUUGUAUAAUGUUUACGGGCGUUUGUGGUUGAGUUAUAGUGUUUGUAGUGACUAAUUAACGCGCUGAGGGAACAAAUUGGGGAGUUAAACUGCCAGGAGUAAGCUAGCUCAACUAACUGCUUGACUAGGUAACGUUUACCUUAACGCUUUAGCGGCGUUGUUAACGGCUUGUAACAACACGGGCACUGAAGUAUAAGCUGGUAACGAUGUCUGUGUCUCAGCUCCACCUCUGUGCACGGGGUUCCGCUUGUUAGCUUUCUGUGUCACAGUUUGUUUACUAGCUGACCCUGUUGGACAUGUAGCAUCAGGCGGGCGGAGAGACAGCGGAACCUGGACUGUGAUGAAUGCCGGAAAGCAAGAAAUCAAAGUAAAGAGAGUUUCCUCGAGGAAGAGGCCGAGGGACGGCCUGAAGACUCACCUGACACCUGCCCAGAAGAGAGGCGGAGGCACCUGUCCACAGCCAUGUCCCACAGCCUGGAGGCUCGGCAGCAUCAUGGCUGAUGUACAAGCUGCUGAGUACUGCAGCGACAGUGAGGAUUUAUUUGGGGACUACGACAGCAUCCUGGAGGACAGCUCUCUCCUGGCAAAGCUGGACGACGCAGAACAAGAUGAAAGGCAGCGAGGCCUCCAGCGUUCGGCUCACACCGACUCUGUGGAUCAGCCGGACUUCACGCCUCCGCGGCCAUCGAAGGACGGCGCCUGGAGACCGUCCUGUGAAGAUAUUCUCACGGACUCCAUCUUAGACGGCCUCGGAGACGAACCCUUCGAGGACUUACCGCCCAGCCAGCAUCAGUUUCAGGAACAGGUCAACGAGAAUGCGAAGAGGAGCAGACUGCAGGACGGAGAUAAAACCUCUACACCUUUAAGAAACGCUGACGGGACCUCUGAGGCUGGAAGAGAAAGAAACACGGAGGAUAAAACCAAGAGACAAACCGAGGCGAGGAGGAGCGUGACGGAUCAGCUGAAGAGGACGAUGCUCUGUAACGCAGCCGCUCCCUCUAAUGUUUCACGGACCGUCGUGUUAAAAGAAGCGGUGGUUUCUGAGGAGAUCAGCGUCGCCAUGCAGGCCAUGGAGACCGUGUCUGCUGAGACGACUGACCUCGGGCCGUUCUUUGGACUCCCCACCAAAGUGAAAGACCUGAUGCACAAACUGAGAGGAAUCAAGAAUUUAUAUGAUUGGCAGGAGACGUGUCUGAACCUGGACUGUGUUCAGGAGAGGAAGAAUCUGAUCUACUCUCUUCCCACCAGCGGAGGGAAAACUCUUGUUGCAGAGAUCCUCGUCCUCAGAGAGCUGCUGUGCAGGAAGAAAGACUGUCUGUUCAUCUUACCGUACAUAUCGCUGGUGCAGGAGAAGGUACAUGGGUUAGCGAGCUUUGGCCUGGAGCUGGACUUCAUGGUGGAGGAGUACGCUGGCAGUAAGGGCAAGUUUCCUCCAGUGAAGAGAAGAAACAGCAGAUCACUUUACAUCGCUACGAUAGAGAAAGCCCACAGCCUCGUCAACUCUCUGAUAGAGACCGGCAGGAUAGGUGACCUCGGCCUGGUGGUGGUCGACGAGCUUCACAUGUUGGGUGAUGGCAGCAGAGGGGCUGUUAUUGAAAUGACCCUGUCCAAAGUUCUCUACAUGAGCAAAUCGACUCAGAUUAUUGGGAUGAGCGCCACUCUGGGAAACAUCAAAGACCUGCAGACGUUUCUGAGGGCUGAAAAUUACACGAACGACUUCAGACCUGUCCAGCUCAAGGAGUAUGUUAAACUGAAGGACACGAUCUAUGAAGUGGACCCAAAGGAAGAGGAAUGUUUUAGAUUAUCACGUCCUCUCAACUUUAAGUACUCGAGUGCGAUGCAGAAGAUGGACCCGGAUCACAUCAUUGCUCUGGCGACUGAAGUCAUUCCAACACAUUCCUGCCUGGUGUUCUGCCCCACCAAGAAGAACUGUGAGAACGUCGCAGGGAUGAUCUGCAAAUACCUGAAAGAGGAGUUCCUCCGGCUCCGGGAGGCAGAGAAGGCCGUCCUCCUCAGAGAGCUGAGGGACAGCGGGAACGGCUCGGUGUGUCCGGUGCUCAGGAGGACGGUGCCGUACGGUUUGGCCUAUCACCACAGCGGGCUGACCUCCGAGGAGAGGAAGCUGGUGGAGGAGGCCUACUCCAACGGGGUCCUCUGUCUCCUCACCUGCACCUCCACCCUGGCUGCGGGGAUCAACCUACCUGCCCGCAGAGUGAUCCUGCGCUCACCGUACGUGGCCACAGACUUCCUGAAGAGGAGCCAGUACAAGCAGAUGGUGGGACGGGCCGGCCGAGCGGGCAUCGACACCGUGGGAGAGAGCAUCCUCAUCCUACAGGACAAGGACAGAGAUAUGGCGAAGACACUUGUGUGUGCCCCGAUGGAAAAGUGUUACAGCAACCUGAUGCACGACGACGGGAAGGGCCUCCUGAGCCUCAUCCUGUCGCUCGUUGGAUUAAAUAUCACCACGUCAGCGGAUCAGAUCAGAGACUUCCUGUGUGGGACGCUGCUGUACGUCCAGCGGAGGCAGCUGUGCGUGGAGAAGAGUCUGCGGGAGGUGGUGCGGCAGUGCGUCGACCUCCUGAAGGACAAAGACCUCAUCACCGAGACUGCAGACUCUCACGGUCAAACGCUGCAGGUCACCAAGCUGGGAAAAGCCACUUAUAAAGGCUCAGUGGAUCUGGCCUACAGUGACAUGCUGUACAAGGACCUCUCUAAAGGUCUGGAGGGUCUGCUGCUCAACAGUUGCCUCCACCUGGUCUACCUGGUCACACCGUACGACAUGAUUUCACAGUGCAAGCCCGACUGGAUGAUGUACUUCAGACAGUUCACCCUGCUGUCAGUUGCAGAGCAGAAGAUGUCUGCAGCCGUCGGAGUGCCUGAGAGUUUUGUUGCCAGAAAAGCUGCAGGACAGACGGUGAAAAAGAGCGUGAACGUGGAGGUGGUGAGGAGGAUGUACCUGGCUCUGGUGCUGUUUUCUUUACUGAAGGAGACGAACCUGUGGAGCGUGGCCGACAAGUUCCAGCUGAGCCGAGGCUUCGUUCAGACUCUGCUCAGCUCCUCCUCGGCCUUCUGCUCCUGCGUGCUGCACUUCACAGAGGAGCUGGAGGAGUUCUGGCCGUUCAAAGCCCUGCUGACGGAGCUGACGCGAAGGCUGAGCUACUGCGUGAAGGCUGAGCUCAUCCCCCUGAUGGAGGUGGCUGGAGUCAUGGAGGAUGUGGUCUGUGACAUUCAGCAGGACAAGGACUAAAGAGACUAAAGCCUCCUCAGGGGGGCGCCGGAGAGCUGGAGGGGAGGCAACGACACUGCAGGAGGUGGAUCUGAGUCAAACAGCGCUCUCCUUCUCAGAGUCAUAACUCAGUCGAACACAAAUACCUGAAACUCACAUCGAAUUGUUCGGUGUGACUCACACUUCCAGAGGAGAUCAUCGUCUCUGACGUCCGUCCAGAAUAAAUCUCCAGAAACCAGCUGAGACCCCAGAGAAGAAACCUGCAGAACCUGCCUGAGAAUCCUCCUGUUUCUAAGUUUCCUUCAGUCUCACAGUGAUCCAGAGACAGCUGUCUGUCCGUCCACGGGUCCACUGCAGACAGGAGCUGCUGACUGCUGGUUCGGCUGCUUUAAUGGGACAGUUUGACUACAUGUGAACACAGACAGGCUAACAGACGUGUCUGUAGAGAGAACAGCAGCACCGACCUGCAGCUGACAUCACAUCUGAUGAGCUGUUACAGGGUCUCGCUCUCCUGAUAGCUUUAAUGUUUUCAUGUCGUCAUGUUGGUUCCCAAACAGGCCGAUACGUUGGUGUUAGCAUGUUAGCAUCUAUCUGUUUUUCACAGAAAAAAAGGUCAUUGUGGUUGUAGUUAUUACUGGGGGGGUGAAAAUGACCCACAUGGGAUUAGAUUCACUGACCAGAGCAGGUGAUGUUAAAAUCAGCCCCCUCCCCUGCAGACCUAAAUCCAGUCUGAAUGCACACUGCACUUUAUCUGGCUGGACCUUCAGGGUGAAAUAAUGAUUCUUGUUUGUUGUGAAUCUCCUGAAACGUCCGCAGUGAAAAUCAUUUUCAGAAACGUAUAUGUUUGUUUUUUCCCUCCAGUCGAGAGCGAAGCAGCUGUAUAACGCUGGCUA
Siniperca chuatsi (mandarin fish) is the source of this 4514-nucleotide messenger RNA. It is a transcript of the gene helq, whose product is annotated as helicase, POLQ like. The coding region runs from base 736 to 3642 and encodes 968 amino acids. The transcript is spliced from 17 exons. NCBI's taxonomy places the organism in Eukaryota, Metazoa, Chordata, Actinopteri, Centrarchiformes, Sinipercidae. Gene Ontology annotation, molecular function: ATP binding; nucleic acid binding. The record is from RefSeq and is a predicted model, not a curated record.